This is a messenger RNA of Salvelinus fontinalis (brook trout), 4299 nucleotides long. It is a transcript of the gene slc5a8, whose product is annotated as solute carrier family 5 member 8. Lineage: Eukaryota; Metazoa; Chordata; Actinopteri; Salmoniformes; Salmonidae. The transcript is spliced from 15 exons. The record is from RefSeq and is a predicted model, not a curated record. Gene Ontology annotation, biological process: sodium ion transport; propanoate transmembrane transport. The coding region runs from base 1212 to 3059 and encodes 615 amino acids. Gene Ontology annotation, cellular component: membrane. Gene Ontology annotation, molecular function: organic acid:sodium symporter activity.
UUCAAGGAUUACUUCCUGGAUACUUUUGUUUCUCAAUUACAGCUCAGUCAGUGUCCAUACCAGUGGCGGCUGCUGAGGGGAGGACGGCUCAUAAUGAUGGGUGGAACAGAGCAAAUGGAAUGGCAUCAAACACAUGGAUGUAUUGCUACCAUUCCACCUAUUUAUUUUUAUUUUUUAUUUUACCAGGUAAGUUGACUGAGAACACGUUCUCAUUUGCAGCAACGACCUGGGGAAUAGUUACAGGGGAGAGGAGGGGGAUGAAUGAGCCAAUUGUAAACUGGGGAUUAUUAGGUGACCAUGAUGGUUUGAGGGCCAGAUUGGGAAUUUAGCCAGGACACCAGGGUUAACACCCCUACUCUUACGAUAAGUGCCAUGGGAUCUUUAAUGACCUCAGAGAGUCAGGACAACCGUUUAACGUCCCAUCCGAAAGAAGGCACCCUAUACAGGACAGUGUCCCCAAUCACUGCCCUGGGGCAUUGGGAUAUUGUUUAGACCAGAGGAAAGAGUGCCUCCUACUGGCCCUCCAACACCACUUCCAGCAGCAUCUGGUCUCCCAUCCAGGGACUGACCAGGACCAACCCUGCUUAGCUUCAGAAGCAAGCCAGCAGUGCUAUGCAGGGUGGUAUGCUGCUGGCAUGCUGCUCCAGCUAUUAACACGAGCCCGUCCUCCCCAAUUAAGGUGCCACCAACCUCCUGUGGUCCAUACAUGUACUAACUAGUGGACAUUACAUACUCACUAGACACAUUAUACUGGACUGGACAUGUUAGUAUAAAGAUAUGUUAGAAUAUUUUCUCUGUGGUUCAACAAUUUUCAUUAGUGUGUGUGCAUGCUUGUGUGUGUGUGUGUGUGAACGCAUGCCUCUGUGUGUGUCAGUCUGAACCAGCCACCCAGGGGGUAGGGCUGAUGACAGGAGUACUUAUUGGUUCAGCCAACAGAACAAUCCCAGCUCUUGAUUUUGUGGAGAGGUGGAGAGGUGUGCUCGCUGCUACCUCCUAGUAAUGUCUUUGAGACAAGGACAUAUGGACAAGGACACCACUUCUUCUGAAAACACAGCAGCCUACUGCGAGCUAUCAUAGAUUUCAUAGAGGAAAACGAAGUAUCUGCUGUUCAUUGCAUUCCAAUAACAGAAACCACAAGGGACUACAAGUUGUGGAAUAGGACACUCUUCCAGUGAGUACAGUCACCUAUACCUCACAAUCAGAAGACUACAAUGGCAGUCUCUCCAGUGAUUGGAUCCUUUGUCGCUGCGGACUAUGCUGUCUUUGCUCUGAUGCUGCUGGUGUCUGCAGCCAUCGGGGUGUACUAUGCCAUCGCCGGAAAGGGCCAGAGCAGCUCCAGAGAGUUUCUGAUGGGGGGCCAGAGUAUGACAGCCGUACCUGUGGCUCUGUCCCUGACUGCCAGCUUCAUGUCGGCUAUCACAGUGCUGGCCACCCCAGCCGAGGUGUACCGAUACGGGGCAAGCUACGGCCUCUUCAGCCUCUCCUAUGUGCUGGUGGUGGUGGUCAGCUCAGAGGUCUUCCUCCCUGUCUUCUACAGGCUGGGCAUCACAAGUACCUAUGAGUAUCUGGAGAUACGGUUCAACAGAGCCACCCGUCUGUUAGGGACAGUGAUGUUCAUUGUUCAGACUAUACUCUACACGGGAAUAGUCAUUUAUGCUCCAGCUCUGGCAUUAAACCAAGUGACUGGGAUGGAUCUCUGGGGUGCUGUCAUUUCAACAGGAGUGGUUUGCACCUUUUACUGCGCUAUGGGCGGUCUGAAGGCGGUGGUGUGGACGGAUGUGUUCCAGGUGGGCAUCAUGGUGGCAGGCUUCCUGUCUGUCAUCAUCAGAGCCGUGGUCCUGCAGGGAGGAGUCUCCAACAUCCUCAACCACGCAGAGUUCGGAGGACGACUCAACUUCUGGGACUUUGAUGCUAGUCCACUGAGGAGGCACACCUUCUGGACAAUCACAAUUGGAGGCACAUUUGUCUGGACCAGUAUCUAUGGGAUCAACCAAGCCCAGGUGCAGAGAUACAUCUCUUGCAAAUCCAUGACUCAGGCCAAAAUGUCUCUCUACAUUAACUUAUUAGGACUGUGGAUCAUCAUGCUGUGUUCUGUGUUUGCGGGGCUGUGUCUGUACUCCGUCUACAAGCACUGUGACCCCUGGACAGCAGGCAUGGUGUCUGCUCCAGAUCAGCUGAUGCCAUAUAUGGUGAUGGACAUCCUGAGAGACUACCCUGGACUGCCAGGAUUGUUUGUGGCUGCAGCCUACAGUGGGACCCUAAGCACGGUAUCGUCCAGUGUCAAUGCUCUGGCUGCCGUGACUAUUGAAGACCUGAUCAAGCCAUACACACACAUGUCAGAGAAACACCUGUCCUGGACCUCUAAAGGCCUCAGCUUUCUGUAUGGGGCUCUCUGUAUUGGAAUGGCUGGCAUAGCCUCACUCAUGGGAAGUCUGCUGCAGGCAGCUAUCAGUAUCUUUGGGAUCAUCGGAGGGCCUUUACUGGGUCUCUUCUCGCUGGGGAUCCUCUGUCCAUACGCCAAUGCCACAGGGGGCUUGGCUGGUCUGCUCUCUGGGGUGGUUAUGUCUCUGUGGGUGGGGAUAGGGGCCCAGUUUUACCCUCCUCUACCAAAGCAGAGCAGGCCUCUGGGUCUGACCACACAUGGCUGUAACUUCACAACCGCAGCCGAUGCGUUCAACUGGACCGCAUCCCCAACAGAACCAAGCCUAUACACUACAGUACUACAGCAAAAUACAGCAGAGAGACCCUUCCUGGCUGAUAACUGGUACUCCCUGUCCUAUCUCUACUUCAGUCCUAUUGGGACACUUACAACACUGGCUGUUGGACUGGUGGUCAGUCUACUUUCAGGGGGUAUGAAGUUGAAUUUGGAACCAAGGGUGACUUUGAUGAAAGAAGAUACAAUGUUAUUUUGCUUUUACAAGCUCUUUAAAGAAAGGGCCACGAGAAGAGCAGGAGAGCUGGACCUCACAAAAACCAGAGAGAACAAAUUGGGAAACAAUAACCCCGGCUUCUGCAAUGUCCACGAGUUGGAUUUCAGAAAGAGCAGUCUUCCUACAUAACAUACUGAUAAAACCAUGACUUAACAGUUGCUCUUUCUUCUCAUACUUCUCCCUCCCCAGUGCCGCUGUUUUUCACGUGACUCAUGAAUGUCCUUACAGAUUGUAUCAAUAUCUCAUCUAUAUCCUCAUAUUUCUAUAUACAGUGUCCUCAGAAAGUAUUAUUCCACAUUUUGUUGUGUUACAGCCUGAAUUUAAAAAACUAUUCUCACCCAUCUACACACAAUACCCCAUAAUGACAAAGUGAAAACUUGUUUUUAGAAAAGUUAGCAAAUUGAUUGAAAAUGAAAUACAGAAAUAUCUAAUUUACAUAUGUUUUCACACGUCUGAGUCAAUACAUUUUAGAAACACCUUUGGCAGUGAUUACAGCUGUGUGUCUCUUAGAGCUUUGCACAUCUGGAUUGUUCAAUAUUUGCCAAUAUUUUACAAUUCUUCAAGCUCUGUCAAAUUGGUUGUUGAUCAUUGCUAGACAACCAUUUUCAAGUCUUGCCACAUAUUUUGAAGCAGAUUUAAGUCAAAACAUUCACUGUCUUCUUGGUAAGCAACUCCAGUGUAGAUUUGGCCUUGUUUUAAUUUUUUAAAAUGUAAUUUAUUUAACUAGGCAAGUCAGUUAAAAACAAAUUCUUAUUUACAAUGACUGCCUACACCGGCCAAACCUGGACAAUGCUGGGCCAAAUGUGCUCCACCCUAUGGGACUCCCAAUCACAGCCAGUUGUGAUAAAGCCUGGAUUUGAACCAGGGUGUCUGUAGUGACGCCUCAAGUGCUGAGAUGCAGUGCCUUAGACCACUGCGCCACUCCUGCUGCAAGGUGAAUUAAUCUCCCAGUGUCUGGUGGAAAGCAGACUGAACCAGGUUUUCCUCUAGGAUUUUCCCUGUGCAAAUUAUUUUUUAUCCUGAAAAACUCCCCAGUCUUUACCGAUUACAUACAAGCAUAUGCAUAACAUGUUGCAGCCACCACUAUGCUUGAAAAUAUGGAGAGUGGUACUCCGUAACAUAUUGGAUUUGCCCCAAACAUAACUCUUUGUGUUCAGGACAAAAAGUGAAUUGCUGUGCCACAUUUUUUGCAGUAUUACUAAACCUUGUUGUAAACAGGAUGCAUGUUUUGGAAUAUUUGUAUUCUGUACAGGCGUCCUUCUUUUCACUCUGUCAAUUAGGUUAGUAUUGUGGAAUAACUACAAUGUUGUUGAUCCAUCCUCAGUUUUUUCUUAUCACAGCCAUUAAAUUCUGUAACUGUUUUAGUCAU